GAAUGACCUCAGGGACCUCCCAUUUUCGGAUUACGAGACAUUUUCGGGACACCCUGUAUGUACUGUCAUUCCCUCGUCACUACUCGUCGUUGACCUUUGUCACCGUCUUCGACCAAUAUCGAUCACUGCCUGCGAUCAUAGGUGGAACACCGGACGGCAGCCGAAGUUUGUUUGCACGGGAGCUCCGAUAACGCGAGAGGAGGAACGACGAAGCCAAUCGCUGGAUCGGAGAAUACCGACGUUUGGCUUAUUCCAGCCGUUCGGCAUCGACCCAAGCGAUCACUGUGUCGCGCAUGCGCGCGUCGCGCCGGCGUGCCCAAGCGGCAAAAGCCAAGCCGGUGGAAACGAGGCUUAAGCGACACUUUGUGAGUCAGUUCUGAAAUAGUGAUAUAGGGAACUACGAUGGAGAAAGAGUGGUCUCAGGCGAAAGUCUUAGAAUUGAUCGAGCUGUAUCGAGAGCGUAGCAAUCUGUGGGAUGCGCGAGAUCCAAAGUACAAAAAUAAAAUCAAAAGGCACGAUGCUUUCGGCGAGAUAGCGGCGCUUUUGGAGGAGUCCAGCGACGAAGUAGAAAGAAAGAUGAAAAACUUGUUGAGCCACUUCUCCCGUGAAUUAAAGAAGGAACAACAGACUAUGAAAUCUGGUGCCGGCAGCGAGGAUAUAUAUAGAAGUAAGUGGUUCGCGUUUGAAUCUAUGAGCUUCCUCCGCAACCGGAACAAGCCGCGGACUACGCCGAACAAGGAGGAGAAUAUUAUCACGACGAUAGACAAAGAGGUGCUGCAACCGCAAAUUAUUGAGAGUGAAUGCGGAAAUCCUGGAAAUUCUCAGGAGACACAGUCCAGGAAACGCAAAGUUGCCGACAAGGCCGAUGCUGCGUUCGACCUACUGCAGAAAUUGUGCAAUAAAAAUAUAGAUAAGGACGAGUUUUCCGUGUACGGAGAGUACGUUGCCAUUCAAGUGCGAAAUUUGAAGAACGAGUGCGCGAGGAGGAAACUACAACACGCGAUCAACAACGCGAUAUUUUCUGCGCAAAUGGAGGAAUAUAAUGCCGCGCGGCAUACGCAAGCGGCAAAAGCCAAACCGGUGAAAACGAGGCUUAAGGCUGUUGUCCACGAAGCGUCGCGUCCUAGACGCGUAUCGUAGCGUAUUAAAUACGCGAAGACACGACCCGUCCACGAAGCGUACGUUUUGAUUUCCGAAUUCACGGAACGUAGAUCAAAUUUUCAUCGGUUGUAAAAAUGUCAAGCGACGGCAAAACGAAGAAAAUUUCGAUCGCAUCUUUGCAUCGCUGAAUAUUAUUAACUGUAGAGUGUUCGCGGCUGCAAGUACAUUAAGACAAGAUGAUAAUAAAUUUCAAGCAUUUUACAGAAUGCGGAAAGACGCAUAAAAA
Molecule: messenger RNA, 1387 nt
Organism: Megalopta genalis
Lineage: Eukaryota; Metazoa; Arthropoda; Insecta; Hymenoptera; Halictidae
Source: RefSeq, a predicted model, not a curated record